AUGACAGUACAGUGCUGCCGGAGGGCUUGUAACACUGAGAACGACUCUGAGUGUUGCGUAGAAGGCAAGUAUUACGGCAUCUACAAGUGCUUACUGCGUGUGUCUGGCAGGACCAAGGCGGUCUUGACAAUCAACAGUUUUGAGAAAGGCGGUGAUGGUGGUGCAGAGUCGGAGUGUGACAAUAACUACCACUCGGAUGACACCCCGGUGGUGGCCUUGUCCACUGGGGCAAUGGUGGUUGAUGAAUGUGACUCCACAACAGGGUGUGAUGCAGAUCAUGAUUAUCAACCUCCAUGCCCCCAACAACAUCGUCAUGCCUCUAAGACUGUGUGGAAGGCUUUGGGAGUGCCAAAAAAUGAUUGGGGAGAGAUAGACAUAUACCGGUCUGAUGCUUGA
Ilex paraguariensis (yerba mate) is the source of this 396-nucleotide messenger RNA. The record is from the annotation of a GenBank genome assembly. NCBI's taxonomy places the organism in Eukaryota, Viridiplantae, Streptophyta, Magnoliopsida, Aquifoliales, Aquifoliaceae.